AUGCCCAGACGCACGUCCAGCGCAGCAUCCCUCCUCCUGCUCAUCUUCUCCGUCCUCACCACCCUCUCUUCCGCCAUCAAAUUCGAUCUGUCCGCGGCGACACAUCCACACACCAAAUGCAUCUGGAAUUACGCCCUUUCCGACUCGCUCGUCAUCGUCACUGCCUCGGUGAUCGCUAAAGAGCCGUUCGACUUCACCAACCAACGUGUCGACAUCGAGGUGGUCGACGGUUCCAAGCACAACAACGUCUACCUCUCCAAGAAGUCCAUCAAAGGAGAGACGCGGCUCGCCAUCAACACGCACUCGCACGCAGAUCUGGGAGUGUGCUUCAAGAACACCCAGACAGGUCGAAGCGGAAGCAGCGGUCAAGUGCCGGUGGUGACGAUCGAUCUGGAUGUGGAUAUCGGUGCAGAUGCCGUGGAUUACAAUGCCAUCGCCAACCAGGAGAGCUUGAGUGGAUUGGAGACCGAAUUGAGGAAACUGGAAGCGGUAGCCAACGAGAUCGUCAACGAGAUGGAGUAUUUGAAAAAGAGAGAGUUGAGGAUGGCCGAUACGAAUCUGUCAACAAACAUGCGAGUCACCAACUUUGCCAUCGUCACAUUGCUAGCGCUCAUCGCACUCGGCGUUUGGCAAGUCUUCCACCUCAGAGGCUUCUUCAAACGCAAAUACCUCAUCGACUGA
This is a messenger RNA of Pseudozyma hubeiensis SY62, 681 nucleotides long. Its product is annotated as Emp24/gp25L/p24 membrane trafficking protein. The transcript has 2 exons. Gene Ontology annotation, biological process: Golgi organization; intracellular protein transport; endoplasmic reticulum to Golgi vesicle-mediated transport. Gene Ontology annotation, cellular component: Golgi apparatus; COPII-coated ER to Golgi transport vesicle; endoplasmic reticulum. The record is from RefSeq and is a predicted model, not a curated record. Lineage: Eukaryota; Fungi; Basidiomycota; Ustilaginomycetes; Ustilaginales; Ustilaginaceae. Bases 1 to 681 code for a protein of 226 amino acids.